Molecule: messenger RNA, 1460 nt
Organism: Oncorhynchus mykiss (rainbow trout)
Lineage: Eukaryota; Metazoa; Chordata; Actinopteri; Salmoniformes; Salmonidae
Source: RefSeq, a predicted model, not a curated record
UCACCUCAAACCUCCUCACAGGUGCCCCAUUCUCCUUACCCCCUCAUUCCCCCUGCCCCCAAUUCCACCAUGCCCAGUAUAUCUGUCUCCCUCUCCCUAAAACCCAUGAGUUCCCUCUCCUCCUUCCUCUCCUCUCUGUCUUCUCUUCCCCACACCGUCAGAGACACUGAGGUCCCCCUUCUCUUCCGUGAACCCUACAUCCUGUCUGGCUACCGGCCCGUGGGCCAUUCCUGGAGCUUCUACUUCCUCAGCCUCUUCCAGAUACACAAUGAGACAAUCAACGUGUGGAGCCACUUGCUGGCCGGAGUCUGCGUUGCCCUGAGGUUCUCUGUGUUUGCUGUGAUGUACGGGCUGGGUCUUUACCUGGACCUGGCCUGUCUACCACUGGUCUACUACGUCCUGUCUCUUCUGACCUACUUGUGCUGCAGCGCUACAGCCCACCUGCUCCAGUCCCACUCCGAGCUGGCCCACUAUGCCCUAUUCUUCCUGGACUAUGUGGGAGUGGCUGUGUACCAGUAUGGCUGUGCCCUGGCUCUAUACUUCUACAGCUCUGAUCCCGCAUGGAGACGCAGUCGAGUAGGAGAGGUGUUCCUCCCUGCAGCAGCUCUCCUGGCUUGGUUGUCCUGUGCCUGCUGCUGCUUUGCCAAACUCAGUUACUGCCACCCGUACCCACUCCAUCGUAAGCUGUGCCAGGUCGUGCCAACCGGUCUGGCGUACCUGCUAGUCAGCAGUCCUGUGGCACAUAGACUGGUCAGCAGGACCUGGGGAGACGACCCUGCUAUGACCCUACACGCAAUACAGGUGUUGCUGUUCCUCCUGGCAGCGUUCUUCUUCUCCUGUCCCAUGCCUGAGCGUUUCUUUCCUGGGCACUGUGACAUCAUCGGCCACGGGCACCAGCUCUUCCACUUCCUCCUCUCCCUCUGCACGCUGACCCAACAGGAAGCAGUGUUUGAGGACUUCCUGUCCCGGCGGGCGUCCCUGACGAGGGAGUACGGGGAGUGCCGCCUACUGGUGGCAGCCGUGUCAUUUCCUGCCCUGGUGUUCUGUAGCGUGCUGACAGCUGUGGUCAUGAGGAGAUUGGUGGAGAGGAGGCUGAGGAAGGAGGACAGUUGGGGGGAGGAGGUAGAGAGAGGAUAGAGAGUGGGAGAAAGAGAGAUCUGGUGUAAGGUAGAACGAAGGGGAAGAGAGGGUAAAAGGGGAAGGAGAGAGAGAUUUGGGGAUUGUAAGAUGAAUUCUUAUACAUUAUAAGGCCUUCAUACGAUGACUUGAUAUCUAGCUUUUAUGGUCACUUAUUUGUUUUGAACAUAAUUCACUGGUGAUCAUAGGCUUAUGUACGUUGUUGUCUCAUUUGUAGUGUGCAUCUUUGGCCAUAGGGAGGCAGUGUCUACUGUCAUUACGAUCUACUGCAGGGAGAGUUGUGAUUUGUGAAGCAAAGAUGAACACUUUUACUCCAAGCACAU